AUGCUAAGCGGCCUCCAGACUCACGGCGAGAUGCCCCGAGAACACCCGAGAAGUGUGAAUGUGACGACUUUCUCCCAGUUGUGCAUCUUAUUCGAAUUUUAUUUACUUAGUUUUGUACCUGCUACAAAUUGGCGGUGGGAAGGUAACGACCAAAUUAAAUCUGAGGACGUUCUUGUGCACUACUGGAGAGAGAGAGAGAGAGAGAGAGAGAGAAACGUAGGAAGCUGUUUGCAAUAUACUAACUACCGUUACAAAGGUGCAAGAAACUUGGUGGAUUUGGAAAACUUUAAUCAGGCUAAAAUUCUAGAUGAAAGGAAGACUUUCGGGAAGACGACAAUAAAGGUUAUGAUUCAAUGGGGAUCAUAUAAAUAA
Molecule: messenger RNA, 372 nt
Organism: Acanthoscelides obtectus
Lineage: Eukaryota; Metazoa; Arthropoda; Insecta; Coleoptera; Chrysomelidae
Source: the annotation of a GenBank genome assembly